UACUCCCAAGCCCUGUUCAUCUCAAGAGGCCCCUUUUGUGAGGAGAUGAUGAGGAAAUGUGAUUCUCUGCCAUGUCUCAAUGGAGGAGUGUGUCAGAACACAAUGCCAGGAUAUAUCUGCAGUUGCCCAGCUGGUUUCAUUGGACACAACUGUGAGAUCAAUUUUGAUGAAUGCUCUUCUGAACCUUGCCUGAACAGAGGUGUAUGUCAUGAUGGAAUAAAUAAUUUCACAUGUACCUGCACUGCUCAAUAUGCUGGAGACCUGUGUGAGAACGUGGUUGGACCAUGUGAUUCUUGUUUAAACAAUGGGAGCUGUGUCUACACAGAGACAGGUUAUUACUGCAGAUGCAUGCCAGGGUUUAUUGGAAGAAACUGUGAGGAACUGAUAGACAGCUGCAAGUUCUUUAACAUCAGCUGCUUUCAUUCAGGACAGUGUCUGAACUUAAUUGAUGGUUUUGCUCUUCAAAAGAUUAAACCACUUGGAAGAAAAACAAGAGAAAUGGGAAUGCAAGUCUUAGAUCAUGUUUACUUGAAGUGA
Messenger RNA from Hypanus sabinus (Atlantic stingray), 537 nucleotides. Its product is annotated as fibropellin-3-like. Gene Ontology annotation, cellular component: plasma membrane; protein-containing complex. The coding region runs from base 46 to 537 and encodes 163 amino acids. Gene Ontology annotation, biological process: establishment or maintenance of epithelial cell apical/basal polarity; heterophilic cell-cell adhesion. Gene Ontology annotation, molecular function: calcium ion binding. The transcript is spliced from 5 exons. Lineage: Eukaryota; Metazoa; Chordata; Chondrichthyes; Myliobatiformes; Dasyatidae. The record is from RefSeq and is a predicted model, not a curated record.